GAGGAGCAGGACGAGGCCACGGAGGCCAGGCUGAGGGCCCGGCGCGACGUCAGCGCGGUGUCCUACGGCAAAUGGGUUGUGGCCCUCGACAAGGACGUGAAGACCUCCAUGUUGGUGCAGGUGGUAGCAAACGCUUCGAACCCUGUGAUCAAGGAUCCGUGCGGAAACAUCCAGUGCGCUGCCACUCUCAAGUGCCCCGGCACGUUCAAGGUGGAGACGGUGCCGGGCCACUGCUGCCCGUAUUGCGUCAAUCCGGACAUCAAGCUGGAGUCCGUGGUCACCGGCGCGACCGGGUCGAGCGGCGGCAAGGCCAGCGUGUUCUGCGCCAACACCUGGUGUUUCCCCACGAUGUGCACCGUCGCCGAGGUGGCGCCGAGCGCUACCAGCGGCGCCUGCUGCGCCACCUGCCCCGCGUGA
Messenger RNA from Prorocentrum cordatum, 417 nucleotides. The record is from the annotation of a GenBank genome assembly. NCBI's taxonomy places the organism in Eukaryota, Dinophyceae, Prorocentrales, Prorocentraceae.